Molecule: messenger RNA, 2335 nt
Organism: Acanthopagrus latus (yellowfin seabream)
Lineage: Eukaryota; Metazoa; Chordata; Actinopteri; Spariformes; Sparidae
Gene: mutyh
Product: mutY DNA glycosylase
Exons: 15
Coding region: 149-1738 (529 amino acids)
Biological process (GO): mismatch repair; base-excision repair
Cellular component (GO): nucleus
Molecular function (GO): adenine/guanine mispair binding; purine-specific mismatch base pair DNA N-glycosylase activity; 4 iron, 4 sulfur cluster binding
Source: RefSeq, a predicted model, not a curated record
CUUGGAGCUGAUUGGACGAGCCGUGGCCGUCCGUCCUCCUGAACGUGGCGGGAGUGAAGUGAGUCUGUGAAGUAAACACGGCUGCUGCUGCUGCUGCUGCUGGGAGAUAAAAGCUGCACAUGAGGAGUUUGUUUGUUUCUCACUGCACAUGAGGAGUUUGUUCAUGAGCAGGUUGCGUUCAACGAUGCACAAAGGCGAGAGAGCCGGACUGGAGGCGGCAGGAGCAGCAAAACCAAAGCGGAAGAGGUCAAAGACAGCUGUGAAAGAAGAGGAAAGCACAGGUCCCUCCUCGCCGUCCACAUAUCACACUUUCCAUGACGCUGCUGAUGUUGUGCUGCUGCGCUCUCAGCUCCUCCGCUGGUACGACGAGGAGAAGAGGGAGCUGCCGUGGAGGACUCUGGCUGAGACAGAGUCAGACCUCAACAUCAGGACAUACGGAGUGUGGGUUUCAGAAAUCAUGCUGCAGCAGACACAAGUCGCCACAGUGAUAGAUUACUACAACAAAUGGAUGAAGCGGUGGCCCACGGUGCGGGAUCUUGCAGCAGCCACUUUAGAGGAAGUGAACCAAAUGUGGGCGGGCCUUGGCUACUAUUCCCGAGGAAAAAGGCUUCACGAGGGAGCUCAGAAGGUGGUGUCAGAGCUUCAGGGACAGAUGCCUCGCACAGUCGACAGCCUGCUGAAGCAGCUUCCUGGAGUGGGACGCUACACUGCUGCAGCUAUAGGCUCCAUCGCUCUGGGCCAGGUGACGGGAGCGGUGGAUGGCAAUCUGAUUCGGGUGCUCUGUCGCCUGAGGGCCAUCGGAGCUGACAGCACGAGUCCUGCAGUGACAGAGGCACUUUGGAGUCUAGCCAACACACUGGUGGACCCUGAGAGACCCGGGGACUUCAACCAGGCAAUGAUGGAGCUGGGAGCACGAGUCUGCACCCCCAAAGGGCCUCUGUGCAGCCAGUGUCCGGUACAGUCACACUGUCGCUCUUAUCGCAAGGUUCAUGUGAAACAAGAGGAAAACUCAAGGAAGCUGCUGGGGAAGCUGGACAGGAAGCCGUUAGUCCUGCCUGAUAUAGAAGACUGUAUGAACAGCGGGACAUGUCCACUGUGUCCCUCCGAGCCCUGGGACGAUGAGCUGGGUGUGCAGAACUUCCCCAGAAAGCCGGCGAAGAAGCCGCCGCGGGUGGAGCGAACUCUGACGUGUGUGGUGAUCCGAGCAGGAGAAGAGGGAGAGGACGAGUACCUGCUCACACAGAGACCAAACAAAGGUCUGCUGGCGGGCAUGUGGGAGUUUCCGAGCCUCCUGCAGGAGGAGAAGAGCUCCGAGAUGAAACAGAAGAAGGCGCUGUGUGCCGAGAUCAGCAAGAAGCUGGGAACCCGCCUGACCGACAGCCUCCUCCAGUAUGUAGGAGAGGUGGUUCACAUCUUCUCCCACAUCCACCAGACCUACGUGGUUCACAGCGUGCGUCUGAAGGACGGUGACUCACAGGCGCAGACUGAAAACGCGCAGUGGCUCAGCAAGUCGGCUCUGCAGGGAGCUGCCGUGUCCACAGGAGUGAAAAAGAUUGUGAAGCUAUGUGACUCUGUGCACGGUCAAAAAGAUAAAACACCUAAGGAUGGAAAAAGACAAAAGACCGUCGGCGUCAAGAAAGCAGCGACCUCUAAAAAGCCCAGACUGAGUGCAGAUCACAGCGGCAGCAGACAGCUCUCCCUCAGCUCCUUCUUCAGCACUGUCAAACAGGAAUCCUGAUGGAGUUGUGUGCAAAUGUCCAACAUGAAGUUUUUCCACGAACGUGUGUUUUUUUGUCACGGCGUCAUCAGUGAUGGAAUUACAAACACAAUGACAUCAAGAUCAUUUUAACACUAUAAUAUAUAUAUUUUUUUUAUACUUUUUUAAAAAUCUGCAUAUCCUGUAUACUGUAAGAGUAUCCUCUUAGACAAUAGCAGUUUAAGAUGAUGCAUUGUAGAUUAUGUUUUUUUUAAUUUUUUUAUCACUGUGUUAUUAUGAUGACUAGUCUCGCUAUGAAGUUACAUUGAUGGCAUCCUAAAAUAAAAGUAAUAUCAUCUCAGGUUUAGGGCCAUUUUACAUGCAUCUUGUGAGAUAACUGUUGUGUUUGUUACCGCAAUAAAACUGCAGUGUUUGUUCAAACAAAGUGAAGAGAUUGUACCUUUGGACAGUAACAGCUCAGACACAAGACAAACAAACAUCACGAUUGAUGCAGGCUGAUGGUGCAUGUCAACUGCCAAACAAGAUGUUCUGUGUAAUAAUGUGUCAUGGAGAAAGUGAUUUCUUUUUCUAAAAAAAUGCUAUUUUUUAAAUCAAAAUUAAAAAAAAUCUGCUUUCGUA